Molecule: messenger RNA, 528 nt
Organism: Funneliformis caledonium
Lineage: Eukaryota; Fungi; Glomeromycota; Glomeromycetes; Glomerales; Glomeraceae
Source: the annotation of a GenBank genome assembly
CCAACAAAAAUUGGUCAACCAAAAAAUCAUUCUGAUAGUACAAAAAUCGAUCAACAAAAAAAUGUUUCUAGUAUGCGAUGUAUAGAGGCUAGAAUAAUUAGCAAAUUAAUAAGACUGGAUGAUCAGUUGUUAGAAAAAUUUUAUAAUGACGAAAUUCAACCGAUCCUUACUGAUAAUCAAUACUAUAGUUUGGAAGUAUCAGAAACUGAUGACAAAACUUUAAAGGUAUGCAGAAUGAGAAAAUGGGUGUAUAAUUAUGUUGAAUUUGCAUCAAACGAAGAAAAAGCAUCUGUGAAUGCCUCUGUUUGGACAAGAAUAAGGUAUAACAGAUCAUUAAAAUCAUACGUUGGAAGAUAUAGUAAUGUUCACUACUCUCUGGUCCAUGAAGAUACGAAUAAUAUCGAAGAGAAGGAUGAUAGUCAUAAUGGAAACUAUGCUGACAGUUUCGAGGAGGAUAAUAGAGAAAGAAGAAGUAGAAGUUUAGUAUCAACAGAAUAUAAUAGUAAUUAUGAGAAGGACGAUGAUUAA